UCACCACAAGCACGACGUCAUCGAGCUACUGCAAUAGGCCAGUCAAAUAUCACGGAGACGGCGUUGGGCGCUUGACAGAGCAGUUUUACGCUGCUGGGUUCGGAAAUCACCAUCAAAUAGGUAUCAAACAGGGAACAAGCCGAGGGCAUCUCGAGAGAGCUGCCGGCUCAAACAGACUUUAGCACCACGCCGCUGGCGGCGCCUUCUUCCACCCCGCCCUAGACCAUCAAAUACCGCGAACAAACAACCCGACAAACUUCUACCUUCCACCCACCGAUUGAUUAGGCACCCAACCCGAUCAAUGACCUCCAACAUGUCCUCACAACGCCCCUUCUUCCUCUCAACCUUCUUCGCCACCUUCCGGCAGGGAGCAGCGGCGGCCCCAUCCCUUUCGAGCGCCAGCGCAUCAGCAGCAGCCCAGCAACCAAACAAGCACGCGACGCAAUCAUCCUCCGGCCCGGCCCCGUCGGCCACAGCAGCAACAUCACAGGCAUCCUCGUCCUCGCAAUCCCCUCCCUCGACAUCGGCGCGAUCCGGCAGCGUCAUCAGCCAGUUGCCGUUGCACUCCCCGCGACAUCAUCACCACCACCACCACCAUCAUCAUCACAGUUCGGGGGGUAUCCCGAUACCACAACAGGGAAGCCAUAGCCAACGGAGCCGGAGAAGAGGGAGUGAUAGCAGCAGCGAGGGGUUUAGGGAUGCGCUCGGGGCAGAGAAGCUGUACAUUGGCGGGCGGACGGCGACGGGCGAGGAGAAGUUCUUCAAGCUUGGGGUGGUGAGACGGGUGAGGAGUGGGGAUAGGCUUAGUUUGGAUCGGUUGAGUUUGUGAUGGGGCUUGUGGGAGUGUAUGCUAUGCUAUGCAUGGGGAAGGAGUGGGAGUGGGGGUAGAGCGACCCCGGGGGAGGAUGCCUAGCUACUUGAUAUGAUAACCAGGACAGAAGGGCAUGAUCUGAGAUUGAUGGGAUGGGUUUGUGGACGGCGUUCGAAGGCAUCGGUCGGAUCGGGCUAGAGUGUGGACGGGUGACUGCUGUUAGAAACACACAUAUAUUGGGACUGGAUAGGGUUUGGUUGGUAUGGGUCCAUCUGGCAGGGAAAAAGAGUACAAUGCCAUGCUGGUCAGUAGAUGUUUGACAGCGCAACAUAACGCAUUUUAACUUUGUAUAUCCGUACACCAACCUAAAGUUGACCCAUCUUCAUCGCAACGUUC
Canariomyces notabilis is the source of this 1207-nucleotide messenger RNA. RefSeq lists its product as uncharacterized. The record is from RefSeq and is a predicted model, not a curated record. The transcript has a single exon. Bases 314 to 829 code for a protein of 171 amino acids. Lineage: Eukaryota; Fungi; Ascomycota; Sordariomycetes; Sordariales; Chaetomiaceae.